Molecule: messenger RNA, 1622 nt
Organism: Drosophila sechellia
Lineage: Eukaryota; Metazoa; Arthropoda; Insecta; Diptera; Drosophilidae
Gene: tub
Product: interleukin 1 receptor associated kinase 4 tube
Exons: 2
Coding region: 184-1572 (462 amino acids)
Biological process (GO): signal transduction
Molecular function (GO): protein binding
Source: RefSeq, a predicted model, not a curated record
GCAAUACUGCGAUACUGCUCGCUGCGGGCAUUAGCAAAAACAUAGAGAGAGUAGAUAGAUGCAAACAUGGUUUUAUAGCGCAAAUCAAAUACAAUCGCACUGGACAUCUGGGAACUUGAACCAUCGACCUGCCAGAGGCAAAGGCUCUCCCGUAAGGUUAGCCUGGGUAGCUAGGGAAACACAAUGGCGUAUGGCUGGAACGGAUGCGGAAUGGGCGUGCAGGUGAACGGAAGCAACGGCGCCAUAGGCUUAUCCUCGAAGUAUUCCCGCAACACGGAGCUGCGACGCGUCGAGGACAAUGACAUUUACCGGCUUGCCAAAAUACUAGACGAGAACUCAUGCUGGCGCAAACUGAUGUCGAUCAUACCCAAGGGCAUGGAUGUGCAGGCCUGCAGCGGAGCCGGAUGCUUAAAUUUUCCGGCGGAAAUCAAAAAGGGAUUUAAGUACACUGCGCAGGACGUGUUCCAGAUUGACGAGGCUGCGAACCGACUACCGCCGGACCAAAGCAAGUCCCAGAUGAUGAUCGACGAGUGGAAGACCUCUGGCAAGCUCAACGAGCGGCCCACGGUUGGGGUGUUGCUCCAACUUCUGGUGCAGGCAGAGCUCUUCAGUGCGGCAGACUUUGUGGCACUAGACUUCCUAAACGAGUCCACCCCUGCUCGGCCCGUUGACGGUCCCGGUGCGCUCAUAAGCCUUGAGCUGCUGGAAGAGGAAAUGGAAGUGGACAACGAGGGGCUGAGCCUUAAAUACCAGCCAAGCACUGCCACUCUUGGGGCGGCCGCUCAAGGUAGCGUUGGCCUGAACCUGGACAACUUUGAAAAAGACAUUGUGAGGCGGGACAAGAGUGUGCCGCAGCCGUCAGGAAACACCCCUCCCAUAGCGCCACCUCGACGACAGCCAAGGAGUACUACUAACUCCAACUUUGCCACAUUGACAGGCACCGGGAUCACGUCGACGACCAUCCCGAAUGUGCCCAAUCUGACAAUUCUCAAUCCCAGCGAACAAAUUCAAGAGCCAGUGCUGCAGCCACGACCGCUGAACAUCCCCGAUCUGUCUAUACUUAUUGCGAACUCUGGUGAUUUGGGGGCAACUGUGUCGGACAACCCAAGCAACAGAACUAGCUCAACGGAUCCGCCAAACAUUCCGCGAAUCACUCUUUUAAUUGAUAAUUCUGGAGAUGUAAGCUCUCGACCAAAUCACGCUCCAGCGAAAGCUCCAACGGCUACCACAUCAACGGUGUGCUCGAACAACUUGCCAAUGAUAAGCGCCUUGAACAUAAGUAAAGACAGCAGGGAGACUUUGCGUCCUGAGAGCAGAAGCAGCUCCAUCAGCUUGAGCAAAGAUGAUGACGAUGAUAACGAUGGUGAGGAGGAUGGAGAGGAAGAGUACCCAGAUGCCUUCUUGCCAAACCUGAGUAACUCAGAGCAGCAGAACUCAAACAAUGACUCCAGCCUGACAACGGUUACUGGCACCAGCGGUGAUAACAGCUUUGAGCUGACCAACGACUCCAGCUCCACCUCAAACGACGAUUACGCUUGCAACAUUCCAGACUUGAGUGAGCUGCAGCAAUAGAUAAAAGCACCGCCCAUCGGAGCGGAGAUGACAUUCCGUUCGAUAACUUA